AAGCCAACGCUUAUGUCUUCUUUUUCAUCCACACCACCAAAAAUGCUUGCCUUAUACCUAUCGCUUCCAAUAAUAACAUUCGGAUUAGGCUAUCUCUUAGGCAAACCUGCAAAAUUAUCUACAAAGUCAGAUUUUACUGAUGAGUCUGAUGACGAAGACGAUCAAACCGGACUGGAUACUGUCAAACCAGGUAUACUAGAACCUUGCAAGCUUGUCCUAGUCGUUAGAACAGAUCUUGGUAUGACAAAAGGCAAGAUUGCAGCACAAUGCUCUCACGCUACUUUGGCUUGCUAUAAAGCCCUUCAACAGUCUAACCCAACUCUACUUCGUCAUUGGGAGCGUACAGGGCAAGCUAAAAUCACUGUUCAAGCUAAAUCUGAGGAAGAGUUGUUAAUAUUACAAGCACAAGCUCAAUCAUUAAAUGUUUGUGCAAGAAGUAUUCAAGAUGCGGGCCGAACUCAGAUUGAGGCAGGAUCUACAACAGUUUUAGGUAUUGGUCCAGCCCCUGUUGAUCUCGUUAACAUGGUUACCUCAAAUCAGAAGCUCUUGUAGAUUAUUAUGCACAUAUAUCGAAAUUUUGAUAAGCUGUAGAAUGAUUAUAUAUAAUCCACUUAAAAUCAAGCCUGGUUGCAAGUCAUUACUAAGCUCACCAUCGCUUGAUCAGUACCAAUAUGGUUGUGCCCAAGUGAU
Molecule: messenger RNA, 690 nt
Organism: Wallemia mellicola CBS 633.66
Lineage: Eukaryota; Fungi; Basidiomycota; Wallemiomycetes; Wallemiales; Wallemiaceae
Product: PTH2-domain-containing protein
Exons: 8
Coding region: 13-552 (179 amino acids)
Cellular component (GO): cytosol; mitochondrion
Molecular function (GO): peptidyl-tRNA hydrolase activity
Source: RefSeq, a predicted model, not a curated record